Ochotona princeps (American pika) is the source of this 4554-nucleotide messenger RNA. It is a transcript of the gene SLC44A1, whose product is annotated as solute carrier family 44 member 1. NCBI's taxonomy places the organism in Eukaryota, Metazoa, Chordata, Mammalia, Lagomorpha, Ochotonidae. Gene Ontology annotation, cellular component: plasma membrane. The record is from RefSeq and is a predicted model, not a curated record. Gene Ontology annotation, biological process: transmembrane transport; choline transport. The transcript is spliced from 16 exons. Gene Ontology annotation, molecular function: choline transmembrane transporter activity. Bases 266 to 2239 code for a protein of 657 amino acids.
CCGCUGGGAAGCAGCUGCAGCAGCAGGAGCGGAGCGGGAGCCGGAGCCGCGCAGCCGCCGCCGCCGCCGCCGCCGCCGCCGCCGGGGGAUGUGGCCGGUGCCUGUCCCGAGCCGCGCCGUCUCCUGAGUGCCCGCCGCCGCCGCCAAGCCGCCAAGUCGUGCGGGGCCAGGCCGCGCCCUCCCCGGGCGCCCGCCGGCUCGCAUGCCGAGGGGCUCCGGGACGUAGCUGCGCCCGGCGCCGCCUCCGGGCUCCCCCGACCCCGCCAUGGGCUGCUGCAGCUCCGCCUCCUCCGCCGCGCAGAGCUCCAAACGAGAAUGGAAGCCGCUGGAGGACCGUAGCUGCACGGACUUACCAUGGCUACUACUUUUUAUUCUCUUCUGCAUUGGGAUGGGAUUUAUUUGUGGCUUUUCAGUAGCAACAGGUGCAGCAGCAAGACUAGUGUCAGGAUACGACAGCUAUGGAAAUAUCUGUGGGCAGAAAAAUGCAAAGUUGGAAGCAAUACCAAACAGUGGCAUGGACCACACGCAGCGGAAGUAUGUAUUCUUUUUGGAUCCAUGCAACCUGGACUUGAUAAAUCGGAAGAUCAAGUCUGUAGCACUGUGUGUAGCAGCAUGUCCAACACAGGAACUGAAAACCUUGAGUGAUGUUCAGAAGUUUGCAGAGAUCAAUGGCUCAGCUCUAUGUAGCUAUAACCUGAAGCCUUCUGAAUAUACUACAUCUUCAAAAUCUUCUGUUCUUUGCCCCAAACUACCAGUACCAGCGAGUGCACCUAUUCCAUUGUUCCAUCGCUGUGCUCCUGUGAACAUUUCCUGCUAUGCCAAGUUUGCAGAGGCCCUGAUCACCUUUGUCAGUGACAAUAGUGUCUUACACAGGCUGAUUAGUGGAGUAAUGACCAGCAAAGAAAUUAUAUUGGGACUUUGCUUGUUAUCACUAGUUCUCUCCAUGAUUUUGAUGGUGAUAAUCAGGUAUAUAUCAAGAGUACUUGUAUGGAUCUUAACUAUUCUGGUCAUACUGGGUUCCCUUGGUGGCACAGGUGUCCUGUGGUGGCUGUACGCAAAGCAAAGAAUGUCUCCGAAGGAAACAGUCAUUCCUGAGCAGCUGCAGAUUGCUGAAGACAAUCUUCGGGCACUCCUCGUCUAUGCCAUUUCAGCCACGGUGUUCACAGUUAUCUUGUUCCUGAUAAUGUUGGUUAUGCGCAAACGUGUGGCUCUCACCAUUGCCUUGUUCCACGUGGCUGGCAAGGUCUUCAUUCACUUGCCCUUGCUGGUCUUCCAACCCUUUUGGACUUUCUUUGCUCUUGUCUUGUUUUGGGUGUACUGGAUCAUGACACUUCUUUUUCUUGGCACUGCUGGCAGUGCUGUUCAGAAUGAUCAAGGCUUUGUGGAGUACAAAAUUUCUGGGCCUCUGCAGUACAUGUGGUGGUACCAUGUGGUAGGCCUGAUUUGGAUCAGUGAAUUUAUUCUGGCAUGUCAGCAGAUGACUGUGGCAGGAGCUGUGGUAACAUAUUAUUUUACUAGAGAUAAAAGGAAUUUGCCAUUUACACCUAUCUUGGCAUCGGUGAAUCGCCUUAUCCGUUAUCACCUUGGUACUGUGGCAAAAGGAUCUUUCAUUAUCACACUAGUGAAAAUUCCACGGAUGAUCCUUAUGUACAUUCACAGUCAGCUCAAAGGAAAGGAAAAUGCUUGUGCACGAUGUGUGCUGAAGUCUUGCAUUUGCUGCCUUUGGUGUCUUGAAAAGUGCCUAAAUUAUUUAAAUCAGAAUGCAUACACAGCCACAGCUAUCAACAGCACCAACUUCUGCACCUCAGCAAAGGAUGCCUUUGUCAUCCUGGUGGAGAAUGCCCUGCGAGUGGCUGCCAUCAACACAGUGGGAGACUUCAUGUUAUUCCUGGGCAAGGUGCUGAUAGUGUGCAGCACAGGCUUGGCUGGGAUUAUGCUACUCAACUACCAGCAGGACUACACAGUGUGGGUGCUGCCUCUCAUCAUCGUCUGCCUCUUUGCUUUCCUAGUCGCUCAUUGCUUCCUGUCCAUUUACGAAAUGGUAGUGGACGUUUUAUUCUUGUGUUUUGCCAUUGAUACAAAAUACAAUGAUGGGAGCCCUGGCAGAGAAUUCUAUAUGGAUAAAGUGCUGAUGGAGUUUGUGGAAAACAGUAGGAAAGCAAUGAAAGAAGCUGGGAAGGGAGGCGUUGCUGAUGCCAGAGAGCUUAAGCCGAUGGCUUCGGGAGCAAGUUCUGCUUGAACCUAGCCGACGGUUAUGGAACCCAUUGACAUUCCAAAACAAUAUAUACACAUAACUAUGUAUUUGUGUGUGUGGGUGUGUGUAUAUAUGUAUAUGUAUGUGUGUAAAUAUAUGUAUAUGUAUAUACACACACACACAUAAUCAGCCAAAAUCAGAGAAAAGGAACAGGGAUUUAAUACCUUUUUUAUGCUUAUUUUUGUCAAACAUGUACUCCUUUCAUACGGGUGGCUUUUACAAGGCAACUUCCGUCAUUUAAUGUCUUCAAUUGUAAUUGUCUAAAUGGAAAUGUUAAGAUUCAUAUCUGAUUAACAUUUUUAAUAAUAACUUAGAGGAGAUUUUAACUUUAGUUUAUUUCAAUUAGGUAAAAUUAUUGCACCAAAUUCUCUUGUCUGAAGUUUAUUCAGGGGUGAUUUCCCUGCUGUGUGUAUAAAAUCAAGCUCUUAUUUUACUGAUGCAUAGGGCCUAGCGGGUCAAGACUAGGCGUAUGCUGUCAGGUAAAUAAGGAAUUACGCCAAUCAGAUUCCCCCAAUCCAAGAAGCCAUGCCAUUUUACUUUUAGAAACAGAAGUGGGCCCAAUAUGGGAAUUUUCAUAGUAGUGUGUACAUUUGUCAGCCAACAUUAAAACGUAACCAACUCCUCAGGUAUUUGUAGUUUACCCUAAUGCUUCUAGAAAGAAAGUAGGUAUAAAAGAAAGGGUAGUUAAUCUUUCUUAUGCAAGCUUUUUUCUGAUGCUUAGUUCCUCUUUCUUUUUUUCACUUCAGUAGCAUCCUCCACACAUGUGUGUGCCUGAUUUAAGAGGAAGCAGGGCACCAGUGAGUUUAGCCUUUAAGUUUCUGUGUUUUGGUUUGCAGAUUAAGUAAUGUUGGGAGGAAUGAAGAGGGGACAAAAGCACGGAGCAUAAAGCACUGGAAAUGUGGUGCUUGGGGUGCUGCCCUGGAGGCACGUCAGCGGCUUAGGGUUAAAGGGCCAUUUUAUUCAGAUGCUUGCUACAAAAUCUGAAACUGCAGGUGCUCUCCUCCCUGGCAAUCCAUUGAGUAUCCAGAAUUCUACAAUGUUUAACUGAAGAAUUGGUUCAUGUUUUGAUCCUCAAGUGUGAACGUUCUUUUUGUUUGGGGGUAGCUUUGGGGGUUUUUGUUUUAUUUUUUAAUUCCUAAAUCUUACCAGAUAUGAAUGGCUAAUAUUCCAUUGUUUUGCUUAUUGUAAUGGUGAAUGCUUUAAGAAAAAAAGUGUAAUUUGCUAAGAAUAAUUCAUUGAUCUGUUUAUGCGAUAACUCCUUUUUGUUACGAUUUUUUUAAAAAAAAGCUAUUUUUGUUAAUGUAAAGUAAAUAUUUCAGAGCAAUUUUUUAAACUUAUUGCACUAAAUACAGGCUCUUUAAAAAGAAAAAGCCUGAGCAUUUUAUCAUUCCAUGGAGCUCUUUUGAAAGAAAGCAUUGCCUCCUACCAGAAUUAGCAAAUUAAACAGGUAUUAUGACAAUGCAUACAAUUAAUGUCACUAGGGCUUAUUAAGCAGCUGCUUGCUAAUGUGCUUCCUUUCAAAGGGUUGGACCUUUCAAUUGCUGCAAAAGGUAAAUUGUAUUUUUCCUUAAGUAUCUGUGUUCUUUAGGUAGGCUAAAAUUUGCAAAAUGCCUUGGUUUCUUUUCAAAGCUCAUGUAAUAUUUCUGACUUUUCAGAAUAUUUGCAAUAAGAGUCUGGAUUUUAAAAAUAACAUAACUAAGAGCUCAUAUCUUAGCAAGAUCUGGGAAACCAACAUUGUGAGAAUAAAUUUUGAAAUAAUAAUUCUCCAGAAGUUAACAUCCAAUGCCUGCUCUCAUCACACAGUGUCACUGUACUCUUAUAACAUAUAAAAGUGGAUUCAGUAUAAUUAUGUAACUACCAGUCAUCCAAAUAGGUGAGAAAGCAAAUCAUAUAAGAAAAUUCAGAAUACCAUUUGUUUCCUAACCACACAGAUGGUGGACAUACAGAAACACUGGAAACUAAAUUUAGAAUUGGCAAAAGUCUGGAAGAUGGGUAUCAAACAGAAGACAUCCCAGAAGUUAGGUCCUUUAGGGGGUGUCCCUCCAAACUGACCUGCUGGAAGUCUUGAACUUGGAGAUUAGAUUCUGCUCACUUGGACAUCCCUGCAUCUUGGACUCUUGCUGCUCCCUGUUCCAUAUGCUCGCAGUCUCAGCUGUUUGGAAGCCACCAGGAAUGCUUUCUAAUUAUCAUUUGCAACUAGAACUGUAAUCAGAAAGAAAUUUUGUAUUUUUGUAUGACUUGAUUGUGUGCCAUUUUAUAUAACAGGUCCUGUUUUACAAAUAAAUUUUGUUUUACUAACA